UUAGCUCCAUUCUAACUUCUCAUUCUUCUCACUUGCUUGACAAUGUCCAAGGCAAUUCAAUUCUUUGAUCUCAACACCGGAGCCAAGAUCCCUUCCGUUGGCUUGGGAACUUGGCAAGCCGAGGACGAUCCUGGCCUCGUUGCUGAAGCCGUCGCUACUGCCAUCAAGGCCGGUUACCGUCACAUUGAUUGUGCUCAAUUAUAUGGCAAUCAGAAGGAGAUUGGCUUGGUGUUGAAGAAGUUGUUCGAUGAGGGCGUAGUGAAGCGCGAAGAUUUGUGGAUUACCUCUAAACUCUGGAAUACUGAUCAUGCUCCAGAAGAUGUACCACUAGCAUUGGAAAAGACUUUGGCAGAAUUCCAGCUUGAUUAUGUUGAUUUGUAUCUUAUCCACUGGCCAGUUGCGAUAAAGAAAGGACCAAUAGGCGCCGAAUUCACGGCUAAGGCUGAAGAUCUUUUGAUACCUAACUUAGCCGGCACAUGGAAGGCAAUGGAAGCAUUGUAUGAUUCUGGCAAGGCAAGGGCUAUAGGUGUAAGCAAUUUCUCUAUCAAGAAGUUGGGAGAUUUGCUUGAGGUUGCUCGUGUUCCACCUGCUGUCAAUCAAGUGGAAUGCCAUCCUUCCUGGAGGCAGGACAAACUCCGCGAUUUCUGCAAUUCCAAAGGUGUUCACUUCUCUGGUUAUUCACCUUUGGGCUCCCCAACCUGGCUUCACACUGAUGUCCUUAAGCAUCCAAUUCUAAAUGAGGUUGCUGAGAAACUAGGCAAGACUCCUGCUCAGGUAGCUCUUCGUUGGGGAUUACAAAUGGGUCAUAGUGUGCUUCCCAAGAGUGCAAAUGAAAAAAGGAUAAAAGAAAACUUUGAUGUUUUUGAUUGGUCUAUACCUGAACACUUGUUUGCUAAAUUUGCUGAGAUUGAACAGGCAAGAUUACUGAGGGGUGACAUAUUUGUUCAUGAAACCUAUGGUGCCUACAGAUCUGUUGAAGAACUUUGGGAUGGUGAAAUCUAAGCGGUCUUCUCAUAGCUGAUUUGGUUGGAAGAUGGAAGAAGAGAAGACCUUUUGUCUUGGUGUUGUGUUCUUUUUUUAAAUAAUAAUAUUGUGUUGUUAGACUUGUCCAAACAAAACAAAAAUGUGUUGUUAGACCGUUUACUUGAUGAAAUUUUAUGAAGUGCUUGUUUUGAGACUCUAUAUAUUAGCUUUCAUUU
Medicago truncatula (barrel medic) is the source of this 1199-nucleotide messenger RNA. RefSeq names its product NADPH-dependent aldo-keto reductase, chloroplastic. The record is from RefSeq and is a predicted model, not a curated record. Gene Ontology annotation, molecular function: oxidoreductase activity. NCBI's taxonomy places the organism in Eukaryota, Viridiplantae, Streptophyta, Magnoliopsida, Fabales, Fabaceae. The transcript is spliced from 7 exons. The coding region runs from base 43 to 1002 and encodes 319 amino acids.